Messenger RNA from Piliocolobus tephrosceles (Ugandan red Colobus), 1525 nucleotides. RefSeq lists its product as uncharacterized. The transcript is spliced from 2 exons. The coding region runs from base 240 to 1166 and encodes 308 amino acids. NCBI's taxonomy places the organism in Eukaryota, Metazoa, Chordata, Mammalia, Primates, Cercopithecidae. The record is from RefSeq and is a predicted model, not a curated record.
AUACCAUUAUUUCAAGAUUUAAAAAUGUAUCUGUUUUAUUGCUUAUUAUCGAAAAUAUUUUGAUUAGAUCACUAUACAAUUUAUAUCAUUAAAAACAUGUAUUAGUUGAAAUCUAACUAAAAAAAUAUAUAUCAAUAUGGUAUAGUAAAUAUAUUUAUAUAAAUUUUCUACAUGUAACGCAUAAAAUUAUUGGAAAGUAUUCAAUAACAUCAUUAUUACAUAGUAAGUGUGUAAAAAAAAUGUUUACCGGAAUUUUUAAAAUAUUUAUUAUUGCCUUUUUUAUAUGGGAAUGGACUAAUAACAGCAAAGCACAAAUAGGAAACAUAUUAAACAAAAAGUGUUAUAGAUUAUUGGCUCAUUAUGAUACCUCUAUAGACGAAUCAUAUUAUCAUACUCUUAUGAAUGAUUAUAAAAAACCAUAUGUAAGUAGUAAAAAUUCCAAUAUUAAUGAAAAUCAAAGCAAUGAAAAAGCAGCUCAAAGUGAAAACUAUAACCAAAAUAAAUCAAAAUAUUUUACUGAUUUUAAAAAAGAAUUAAUUAAAAUAUUAACUAGCAUUAAAAAUCCAAAAAUGAAGCAAAUAUUCUCAGAAAAUGAGAAAAUACUGGAAAAAGAUUUACUAGAAAUAUAUGAACUUAUUAAACAUGUCAUCCCUAAAGACAAAUAUUUACAAAUGAUAAAUAGAAGCUGUGAAUUAGCAAAACAAAAACACCUUUAUAACAUUGAAGAUGCUGAAGCAUAUUACAACUCAAUAUUACAUUUAUUGCGCACAUACUUUUUUCUUACUAGAGGUAAAAAAGAUUUAGGAUUUAAAAACAAUAUAUUUAAAGCGGUUUAUUUGAAUCUAUCUAAAUUCGUCAAUAUAAUCGAUAAAUACUUUAAGACUAAGUUACUUAAACUAAUGAUAAACCAAGAAAUAAAUCCAAAGGAAAAAUUAUCAUAUAAAGAAGGUUUUAUAUUAUUUAGUUUAGCAUGGUUUUAUCCAAUAUUAUUAUUUGUGAUUUCAAUUUUUGUUAUACCUUUAUGGUCAGUUGGUCUUACAUUUUCAUUAUUAGGUGUAUACAUGUUCUUAGCCAUACACUCUAAUUAUAAAAUCGUUAGAGACGCACGUUUUAUAAACCAAAUUAAGCAAAGAUCAGUACUAUUAAACAGGGAAUAUUUUACUUAACAAUAUGUACCAUAAACAAAAUAAAAUACGAUAAAAUAUUUACAAAAUAAGAAUUUUAACACUGUUGUUUUUCACAUGUUUGUUAUUUAUUUAUUUAUUUUUUUUUUUUUUUUCAUGCCCCGUUUAGCAAUAAAUGCAACACUUGAUUAACAUUUGUUAAACAUUAAUACUCAAAUAUAUCCAAUUUGUUUAAAUCUGUGUAACACUCAAAUGAGUAUAAAUUUAAUUAUUCCAUACCAUAAAACAAAUAUAUAACAUAACACUAAACAUGUAAUAUUCAUGCAAUUUAAGUUAAGUUUGCAUUUUAUGUUUGCCAAUACUAUCACAAAUAUUAUAUAAUUUUCUAUUUUUCCACAUAA